This is a messenger RNA of Penicillium cinerascens, 1596 nucleotides long. Its product is annotated as protein phosphatase regulator REG1. NCBI's taxonomy places the organism in Eukaryota, Fungi, Ascomycota, Eurotiomycetes, Eurotiales, Aspergillaceae. The transcript is spliced from 2 exons. Gene Ontology annotation, biological process: cellular response to glucose starvation; protein catabolic process in the vacuole. The record is from RefSeq and is a predicted model, not a curated record. The coding region runs from base 1 to 1596 and encodes 531 amino acids.
AUGACGGCCGUACUGCAUCCCCGGCAGUCAUUGUCCCCGGAUGCUCGCUCGCCCACUGCUCAGCGCUAUUUCCUUCAGGAUCACGGCAUCCCGAUCAAGUCUGAGCCCAUGCAAGAUGCCUAUCCGGCCCGGGACUGCCCCAGCCCCGUCGCCUCCACAGACUCCUCGCUUCCGCCUUCCCCCAACUUCACACCGACCGGCCAGGUUCUCACUUACUCUCCCACCAACAUCAGCGACCUGUCUCUCGAUGACGAUCUAAAUUUGCCUCCGUACGAUGCCGAGUCUGGGGCCCGCGUGGUACCCAAGGAGUCCGAUGUAAUGAGCGAUGCGUCCGAGGGCUGCGAACAUCCCCGGUCCCGGCAAACCCCAGCCGCUGACGAUACUUCCGUCGAAGAGGAGCCCUCCCGACACGUCGACUAUCUCUCUCACGAGUGGCGCGAGGAGGAUAUCUGGGCUUCAUGGCGCUACGUGACGUCCCGCAGGAGCGACUAUAGCAACGGAGUGCGCCUCGAGAACGCCUCGUGGAGAACGUGGGCCAAGGCGAAGCACCACCUGGGGACCAUCUCUCCGGAGACCUUGAACUGGCUAAAAGAUUGCGAUGUAACAUGGCUCUACGGUCCCCUCAAGACGUCAAGCUCGACCGAGGACACAACGUCGGAUGUAUCGCCACCGCCCAGUCGCCUCGAAACACCCAAUUCUUCAUUCAUCGACCGAAAACCUAUCCUGAAAAAGAAAACCGCGUCCGAAACCAUGCUUCAGCGGUCGCUGUCCCAGCACACACUUCUCCAGCACGCAGGGGCCAUCCUCAAAGCCCAGGAGGCCGUAAGCGGCUGGGCGCGACCUCCCUUGGUCAGGUCCAAUACCGAUCUGGACCACAUCCAUCAUCGCACCGGGAGCUCGACCUACUCCAUGGGUGGCACCUUGACGACCCCCUCCUCAUCGGGGUUGACAUCGCCGAGUGAGCGACGUCACAUCCACUUCAACGACAAGGUAGAGCAGUGUAUCGCCGUGGAUCUCAAAGAGGCCGACGAAGAGGAUUGGCCUGUCACAUUCGAAGAUGAAAGCUCAUCUGAUGACGGCGUGGUCAUGAUGCGACAGAUCUCGGGCAAAUCGUCCCUAAGCAAUCGAAGCACCCCCCGCAAUAGCUUCAGCAGCGACAGUAAAACCAUCGCUCCUCUCCCUGCCACCACUCUUAAAUACCGGGGUGACACCCCCGAGCCCAAGGGCGGCUGUAUCCUCGAUCGAUGGUCUGCCCUCCCUCACUCCUCCUCGUUGUCACCCACUCCGUCCGUGGAGACUCUCCGCCCAUCAUCCCAAUCCGCCAACUUCCUUCUUGACGAGGAUGAUGAAGAUCCCAGUCUGGAUUUCACCGGUCAAUACACAAAUCAAGACCGAGGCUGGUUCGUUCCGGAAGACGAGGACGAGCUCGGCGACCGGCCACUGCAGCUGAGCCCCUCCGGCAUGUUUAUUCCCUACGCCGAGGGUGAAGGAGAAGCGGAAGCGGCCAACAACGGUCUGUUGGGACGAGUUGUCGACACCGUCAACACUGCGCGAGAUAUCGCCCACGUUAUUUGGAACGUGGGUUGGCGGCGAUAA